UUGAAAUCGUGAUCGUCUGUUUACUCAUUGAAAUUAGUGCAACUUUUCUGAUCAAGGGCAUUUUUCCACGCCAUCUCAGAGCUCCUAAUUCAUGCUAUCCGCAAGAGACUGAUCAUGCUGAGGGAAAGGCAUUUUCAAAUUUGGAAGAGAUUGAUAAGCCUUUCGAAACUGAUCUCCGGAGAGCACAGUGCGAUUUCUACAUCGGAUUCACAUCUUUCGCGAACGUCUUCAAGCAUCGCUGCUCCUUCGAGUAAUACAUUUUAUGAACACAUACAAAAUUCCCGAGGAAAUUGCGGCUAUCUGCGUGAUGCGGGAAGGUUGAAAUCGUGUACAUGUAUAAGAGGAUCAUCUCACUCCUCUAUCGUUUAUCAACAACACCCAAAACGUUUAUUGUCCACAUCAGCGUGUAACCUUGCAGUCACUCACACUGCCUCUGACAAACACUCUACCAGUAAAACAAAAGUGAAUUUACAAAGUGGAACAAGGAAAAAGCCUUCAUCACAGAACCCAACUAUCACUACACGUCCAACUACAUCAACUCAAAAGCUGAGUGGAAGAUCAAAGGAAAAAGCUGUCCCUUCUUCUAGAGUAGGACGUCUUAUGAACUACAGCGGGCUCGUUGCUGGAUUAGGUCUAGGUACCCUGGCAGAGGUAGCAAAGAGACAGCUUGGUCUCGGCAAAACAGGAUCUAGUAAGACAGACAUUACUGGGAGUGCUUUUCUGUCAGAGGCAAAUGCUGAAAGGAUUGUGACCACCUUGUGUAAAAUGAGGGGGGCUGCCUUGAAGUUAGGUCAGAUGCUCAGCAUUCAAGACAACUCAUUUAUUUCACCUGAGCUACAGAGAGUAUUUGACAGGGUGCGUGACAGUGCAGACUUCAUGCCACGAUGGCAACUGGAGAAAGUGCUUGUAAAAGAGCUGGGAGCCAGUUGGCGUGAUAAGCUCUCAGAGUUUGAUAUGACACCAUUUGCUGCAGCAUCCAUUGGUCAGGUCCACAGAGGAGUACUUAAAGAUGGGAGAUCUGUAGCCAUAAAGAUUCAGUAUCCUGGUGUUGGUGAGAGCAUUGAUAGUGAUAUUAAUAAUUUGAUGACCAUGUUGAAAGUUGGCAAUCUUUUACCAGAAGGGUUGUAUGCAGAAAAUGCCAUUGAUGUCGCCCGACGGGAGAUGGCAUGGGAGGUGGAUUACCUCAGAGAGGCCAAACAUUCACGGCAGUUUAGGGAGUUGUUGAAGAAUAUGCCAGAAUUCUAUGUACCUGAGGUUAUUGAAGAUCUCACGUCCAAACAAGUGCUGACUACAGAGCUGAUAGAUGGAACAUCACUAGACAAAAUUGAAAAUGUGAACCAAGACACCAUUGAUAAGGUGUGCCUGGAUAUCCUCAGACUCUGUCUAAAAGAGUUGUUUGAGUUCAGAUUUAUGCAGACAGAUCCUAACUGGUCAAAUUUCUUCUACAACCCUACCACUGGACAGAUCUGGCUUCUUGAUUUUGGUGCAUCUCGGACCUAUGGCAAGAAAUUUGUAGAUAAGUAUAUUAAGAUAAUCCGAGGCGCAGCCAUUGGAGACCGAGACAUGGUGAUUGACAACUCUAUCGGUCUUGGAUUUCUUACUGGAUACGAGUCUAAGGUGAUGAUCAACGCACACGCAGACGCAGUGAUGAUCCUUGGAGAGCCAUUUUCCAAGAACGAACCGUUCAAUUUUCAGGCCCAGGACACUACCAGUCGCAUUAAGAAACUGAUACCGGUCAUGCUGCGUCAUCGCCUGUCUCCACCCCCAGAGGAAACGUACUCACUCCAUCGGAAGAUGUCGGGCUCGUUUUUACUGUGUGCCAAACUUGGUGCCUCUAUCAACUGCAAACCGCUUUUUGACGAGGUGUGGGAAAAGUAUAAGUUUGAUUAAAUGGGACUCUACUUAAGCAUGCGUAUCGUGAUUGUUCGUUAAGUCACCAUAUUGAGGAAAAUUGAGCUGCGAGCCUCCUGUCGAAACACGACAAGCCAGGUUCACCCCUUUUGGACGGGAGGAGUCAAGGGUCCUUGGGUGAGCGUAAGAAGACGAGUCAUCCUCGGGAAUUUCCAAGGAAGAGUGACUGAGAAGCGGAGAAAAUAUUCUUGGGUAGUUUCGAUUGCUCUCUUGUCUUAUCUUUCCCUUUUCUCAAAAAUUUCAACCGAGGAAAGAGCAGAUUUAAAUUUUUUCCUGGGAGUUAACAAGAAAGACUCUACUUUCUAUACCAGACCCAGUCUCCGUGAUUCGCGGCCAAUCGUGUUGAAGGUGGACUAUUUGAGAAUUUUAACAAAAACGAAAUGUUAUUUUGUUCAAGAUGAAAAUACGGUUUUUGAUUAAAGGAAUUCCUUCU
This is a messenger RNA of Stylophora pistillata, 2344 nucleotides long. RefSeq names its product atypical kinase COQ8B, mitochondrial. Lineage: Eukaryota; Metazoa; Cnidaria; Anthozoa; Scleractinia; Pocilloporidae. The record is from RefSeq and is a predicted model, not a curated record. Gene Ontology annotation, biological process: ubiquinone biosynthetic process.